Musa acuminata AAA Group (dessert banana) is the source of this 1265-nucleotide messenger RNA. RefSeq lists its product as uncharacterized. The transcript is spliced from 6 exons. NCBI's taxonomy places the organism in Eukaryota, Viridiplantae, Streptophyta, Magnoliopsida, Zingiberales, Musaceae. The record is from RefSeq and is a predicted model, not a curated record. The coding region runs from base 167 to 778 and encodes 203 amino acids.
CGGAAAAGAGCUUUCCAAUCUGAUUUGGAGUUCAUCUUCAACCUUCGUCAGGGGGUCUGUUUCAGUGUUGUUAUGGUCUCAAGAGAGGUGUAGUUUGUAAUGAAUGGUCUCAAGAGGCACGGCCAGAGCAAUUUGAAUAGAUCGUCGAGCUCCGCCUUCGAACAGCAUGUGGCCUUUCGCGAGAGGGAAACGAGCGUCGAAGGAGAAGGCCGCGGAGACGAGUGGCGAGGGUAAACACCGGGAGGAGGAUGGCCUUCUUCAAGAACUCGGAGUGACGGAUCGGCUGCGCGAAUUCGUCAAAACCUUCACCGUCGACACCUUCAGAUCGUUCCCCCUUCAUGAUGAUCAGGCUGCAGACCCUGCCGACGUCUGCUCCCAGUCUAAUGUCAGGAAGGAUCUCACGGAGUGGCAGGAGCGGCAUGCUACUCUGGUUCUCUCCGAAGUCAAGGAAAUUGCACAGCUUCGAUAUGUUUUGUGCCCUAGGCAUCUGAAAGAAAGACAGUUCUGGAGAAUAUAUUUUCAACUUGUUAAGAGCAAUGUCGCUCCAUAUGAGAUGCAUGCCAUACAGAAAGCAAGGAUGAAAAAGUUGGAGAUGGAGGUAGAAGAAUCAUUAAUCAAGGGUGCUAUUGAGGUCGAGAUGGCGGAAACAAACCAUGGAAGUGGUUCAUCGAUGACACUGAUAAGUAAAGAGAAUUCUCUCUUGAAGGAUGAUAUCGAUAGAGUUGUAAGGGCAGGUGAAUCCUCGGCGUCCGCUGACACAACUGAUGCAAAAGUUUGAGAUACAAGUUUCUUGCAAGUGCAUGGACCAAACCUUGAUUUCCUUCAUCCGUUGUUGGCAUCCCCAUUAUUGACUUUCGAACAACAGCUGUCUUACCACUUAGCAUGAUGACUUCAUCCGUUGUUUAUCAUGUGUUUCUUCCUUCUUGGUCUGGAACUGUUCUAGAAGCAUGUGGAAGCCCGUUCAAGGUUGAGAACAGACAGGGACACGGUGUUCAGAUGUAGAAGAAAGGUGUCAUCGUAGGUCAUGGGCAGUCCUAAAAGAUGUGCUUGGCUUAUUGUUGAUAGUUUAAACCUCAUUGUUAGAAUGGUCAAAACCCCUCCUUUUUUCCCCUUGAGGUGGAGCUUCUUUUCUGUGUCUGUUCCUGAUCGGUUGCUUUGGUGAAGUGUACCGUGACUGAUCCAUUUUGACCAGGUGUUACUUGUUGUUCAAAUUCAAGUGAAUUCAAAAUCAUGUAAAGCUUAAUAUGAGAGGCUUAUGGUGUGCA